UUUUAUUACCUUUGGUACUUCAAACAGUUUUUUUACAUUAACGUUUAAAAACGAUAUCUGCAAGAUGGCGGCCUCCAGUAGCAAUGCACUGAUGUAGCCGAUUUUGGAAGCUUCGGGCUGCGUUUUGGCACAUCUGAAUCGGAAUGGCGUUCACCUCUUCGAUGAUUCUCCUUUUCAGUUCUUGUAGGGUAUGGGGACGAUGCUUGAAGACUUUUUCUUUCAGAUACCCCCACAAGAAAAAGUCACAAAUGCUCAAAUCGGGCGAUCUUGCUGGCCACCCCAAAUCACCCCUCAGAGAGACGAGUCGAGUAGGGAACAUUUGCCUCAGUUUCGCCAUAGAAAUGCGGUCUGUAUGCGCUGUUGUUCCAUCUUGUUGAAACCAAAUUUCCCCCAGAUUUGUCUGUUCACUCAACUCCUGCAAUUUAGGCUCAAAAAAGUUUUCCAGCAUGAAAACAUAACGUUGAGCUGUAACUGUAACAGUAUGGCCAUUUUCCUCAAAAAAAUAAGUUCUGGGUCUUCCAACUGCAUGAGUUCUUACUGUGGAUCCGGUUUCUUCCAAUGAAGAAACCCAACGUUUGAUUGUUUUUCCAUCAGGUACGGAAACAUGGCGCGGAAUAUGGAAUCGCAAGCGCAUUGCUCUCUGCGUCGCAAUGACUGAACGGCCAUUUUCCAAAAAAGAGCGCACAGCGAAUCCACGAUGUUCUCCAGUCCAAAUCAUGAUGUUAACUGAAAACGGUUGAGAACAACCUUCCUAAUGAGACCCUGCCCAACAACCUACUCACGCCAUCUGGUGAGCAACGGAUUUUUCAAACUCGGGCAAACCUUUCGCCGCACCCUGUAU
Dinoponera quadriceps is the source of this 841-nucleotide messenger RNA. RefSeq lists its product as uncharacterized. Lineage: Eukaryota; Metazoa; Arthropoda; Insecta; Hymenoptera; Formicidae. The record is from RefSeq and is a predicted model, not a curated record. The transcript has 2 exons. The coding region runs from base 191 to 562 and encodes 123 amino acids.